AUGCUCGCCCUCGCCUACCUUGGUAUUGGGCUCGGGGUCUACUUGAUCUACUUGUUCGCAAAGACCUUUUACGACUGGUACCGCCUGCGACACAUCCCUGGUCCCUUCUCCGCUGGGUUUUCAAAAGGAUGGCUGCUCAAACACACUUGGGAUGGGUCCAUGUACAUCGAGUCUGCGGAACAAUGCUUCAGAUAUGGUUCCCUCGUUCGCAUCGGACCGAACGACCUCAUCACAUGUGACCCCGAAAUACUCAAGACAAUGGGUGCGGCUAGAUCUCCGUACCGUCGAUCUGACUGGUAUGAUGCCCUUCGAGUCGAUCGUGAUAACAUUCUCUCCGAGCGAAACGAGGAGAGACAUGCGAUGCUUCGCGCCAAGAUGGCGCCUGGGUAUGCUGGCAAAGAGAAUCCCACCCUCGAGCAGUCAAUCGACGAGUGUAUUGCAAAGCUUGUCGACCUCAUCGAACGCAACUAUCUCUCCACCCCCGAAGAAUUCAAACCAAUGGAUUUUGCACGGAAGGCACAAUACUUGACUCUCGACAUCCUCUCCACCAUUGCCUUUGGAGGAGCAUUCGGAUACCUUGAGAAGGAUGAAGAUGUAUUCCAGUAUAUCCAGACAACAGAAAGCUCCAUUCCGGCCAUGAUUUUGUGUGCAGCGUUUCCAGGGUUGUCCAAGGUCUUUCAGUCACCAUUGAUGAGGUUUCUUAUGCCAAAGGAUACCGAUGCAUAUGGCCUGGGUAAAAUCAUGGGAGUGGCAAAGGAGGUGGUAGCUGAGAGAUUCCGACCUGGAGCAAAACCACGAAUGGACAUGCUGGGUUCAUUCCUUCGACAUGGCCUCUCACAAGAAGACGCCGAAACGGAGACCUUGGUCCAAAUCCUCGCCGGUAGCGACACCACAGCAUCGGCGAUACGUGCGACGAUGCUUCAUAUCCUCACCAACCCGCCGGUUUUGGCAAAAGUUUUGACCGAGCUUUCGUCCGCCAACAUCUCCGAUCCCAUUCAGGACUCGGAGGCCCGCAAAUUGCCGUAUCUCCAAGCUGUGAUCAAAGAAGGCUUGCGCAUUCAUCCCCCCGUUACGGGGCUCCAGUCCAAGUCUGUGCCGCCUGGGGGAGACACCCUCAACGGGUACUAUGUCCCAGGAGGAACGAAGAUCGGAUAUUGUGCAUUUGGCCUGUUCCUAGAUGAGGGAUUGUGGGGCCCCGAUGCUAGAGUGUUUCGACCCGAGCGAUUCCUGGAGGGGACACCGGAGGAGAUCAAGCGCAAGGAGGCUAAUGUCGACAUGGUAUUUGGGUACGGGAGGUCGUCGUGCCUCGGGAAGAGCAUUGCGUUCAUUGAACUCAACAAGGUCUUCGCGCAGCUUCUUCGGAAUUUCGAGUUCACCAUUGUCGACCCCCAGCACCCGUGGAAAUCCUUUAGUGCAGGAGUCUUUAUUGUAAGCGACAUGUGGAUGCGGGUUACGAAGAGAGAACCACCAAUUUGA
This is a messenger RNA of Fonsecaea pedrosoi CBS 271.37, 1476 nucleotides long. RefSeq lists its product as uncharacterized. The coding region runs from base 1 to 1476 and encodes 491 amino acids. Gene Ontology annotation, molecular function: heme binding; oxidoreductase activity, acting on paired donors, with incorporation or reduction of molecular oxygen; monooxygenase activity. The record is from RefSeq and is a predicted model, not a curated record. Lineage: Eukaryota; Fungi; Ascomycota; Eurotiomycetes; Chaetothyriales; Herpotrichiellaceae. The transcript has 4 exons.